CUUUGAAAUAUUACAGAACCAAAAACAAAAAAAAUCUCUUUGAAAUAUUUAUUAAAAAGAUUACAGACUAGUUACAGCUACAGUACAAUUUAAUAUGUGAUUUAACUCGGUAGUCGGUAAACUUUGGUUGAAACUUGAAAGCAUAGUUAUAGCACUUAUACACAGAACACUUUUACUCUAACUAAUGCGGAAUGAUACUUUAGAAUUUAGACUAGGUGAAACUGAAAUUAGAAGAGCUUUUUGUGUUUGUAAGAGUAAAAAACGUUCUUUAGCUAGCCACUUAUCUAAUAUUUUAAAAUGAAUGAAACUACAGCCACUAAUACUAAAAAUGCUCUAAGUAGUAAAAUGUAUUGUGUUUUAUUUCCUGGAAAUGUAAAGAAUGAAGAAAAAGCCAUACAAUGUUUGGGUGGCUUGAGAACAAUUUCACAGAUAUUCUCCCAGUCUUACAAAAAACCUGUUCAUCUGUCUUUUCAACCUGAUAAUCCUUAUGUUAAAAAAAUUGGUGGUGAAAAGAAGCCAGCGUCAGGUGUCUUGUUCAAAGUAAGAAUCAGAAAAAUUAUGAAUGAAGAUAAAACAAUAUUAAAGCGUGAAGUUAUCGAAACUUCAGCAGUAAGUUAUGUUAAAAAUAUAGUUAAGUUUGAUGCUCUGUGUGAUUUUCAAUAUCUUCCAGUUUGUUCAAUGGGUGGAAUGCCUAAAUGCAUUCUAGAUGAUAUUAUUCCACCGGGAUUAAAUGACUACACUAUACUAGAAAAACCAUCACCACUGUUUAUACUACCAGGAGCAUUUACAAGGUUUGAAAAACCUGUUGGCUACUCCUAUACAGACAAAAAGACCUACCUUCAUAAAGACGAUGAUUUAUCAUUAGAUGCUGGUGAUAAGGAUGAUGUUCAUAAAACAAGGAGUGAUAGAAUAAAACCAUCGGCAAGAUGUAAUUUCAAUUUGGAUGAGAUUUUCCCAACUGAACCAAAUGCAUUCUUUACUAAGGCAGCUGGAGAAAAAUCAGCAGCUAGUCCUCAGUUUAAAGCUGAAUAUGAAACUGUUAAAAAGAUGUUUGAAGAUCGUCCGAUAUGGUCCAGCAGUCUGGUCAAGCAUCUCACAAACAUUAAGGAACCAUCUCUGAGAAUGAUAUUUCCGUGCCUGGCGUACUACCUCAAAACAGGUCCUUGGCGACUGUUAUGGGUCCGGUACGGCUAUGAUCCGAGAAAAGAACCAAAUGCGAGAAUCUAUCAAACUUUGGACUUUAGGUUAAGACAUACAGUUCUGUCCCGCGACUCAAGAACAAAUGUAUCAAAGAGGAAGACUGUAACGGAUACCAGUAAUAGUGAAGAUGUCCUUGAAAGCGCUGUAUACUUCGAGCCAGGAACUGUGCCACCACAACGACAAAUAUUCUAUACGUUCUGCGACGUUCAUGUCCCUGAGGUCCAGGAGGUCAUCAACAAGGAGCCCCCCGCGGGCUACUCGUGCCACCCCAAGUGGGGCUGGCUGCCGUCGUACGCCGCGGAGAAGGGUCGCGACACCAUCAUCAAGUACAUCAUGCAGGCCAUCUUGGGAGACAAGCAGGCGGAGAUGAGUUACGAGGAAGGUGAAGGCAGCAGUGACUCUAUAUCUGAGAGUGAAGACGAAGGACUUAAUCAGACAGACGCGUCUGUAUAUGGUGAACAGUGGACUGAGACAAAUGAGAAGAAGAGUGUAGCUUAAGGCAACAGGCCGUUUGUUUUAGUUAUAGUAAUGUGGCUCCGGAUAAGAUUAAGAGGAAUUGAAUAAAAAAUUGUUUAUAAACAAAAAUAA
Molecule: messenger RNA, 1788 nt
Organism: Leptidea sinapis
Lineage: Eukaryota; Metazoa; Arthropoda; Insecta; Lepidoptera; Pieridae
Gene: l(2)37Cd
Product: general transcription factor 3C polypeptide 5
Exons: 8
Coding region: 298-1698 (466 amino acids)
Biological process (GO): transcription initiation at RNA polymerase III promoter
Cellular component (GO): transcription factor TFIIIC complex
Source: RefSeq, a predicted model, not a curated record